Rosa rugosa (rugosa rose) is the source of this 1115-nucleotide messenger RNA. Its product is annotated as transcription factor DIVARICATA-like. The transcript has 2 exons. Gene Ontology annotation, molecular function: DNA binding. Bases 35 to 604 code for a protein of 189 amino acids. Lineage: Eukaryota; Viridiplantae; Streptophyta; Magnoliopsida; Rosales; Rosaceae. The record is from RefSeq and is a predicted model, not a curated record.
CUCUGUUUUCUUCUUUCAUAAUCGUGUGAACAAGAUGGAACCGUUUUCAUUCUUCCCUACUGCUCCUUCUCCACCUUUCCCUUCUUCUUCUUCCUCAGCUUUAUUGGAAUCUACAGCCCAGCUUGCAGAAGACGGUGAUCAGUGGACUUUCGAAGAGAACAAGAGGUUUGAGACUGCACUCGCGGAGUUUGAUCUUGGUGCCCCGGACCUGUUUGAUAACAUACAGACUAGGGUUCCUGGGAAAACUCUAUGGGAAAUCAAGAAACACCUUGAUGAUUUGUUUGAAGACAUUGAGAAGAUUGAGACGGGUAUUAUACCGAUACCCGACUACAAGACUACUCCAACUCAGGUGAAAUCAAAUCCUAGGUCUCAGCCUAGAAAGAAAGGUGUUAUAUGGACUGAGGAAGAACAUAAGUUGUUCCUUCAGGGCUUGAAGAUAUAUGGCAAGGGGGAUUGGAAGAGCAUAUCUAGACACUGUGUAAUGUCAAGGAACCCAACACAAGUUGCAAGUCAUGCCCAGAAGUACUUCCUUCGUCUUCAGAACUCUGCAGAAUCUGAGCAAAAUGCUAAUGGUGAAUGCUCCACCUCUAAUAAUAAGCUUUAGAAUCGAUCUGUAGUGACAAAUACCUUAAUUUUUGCAGUGACUAAAUGGUUUUAGCUAAUCAUAUUCAUUGAUCAUCGUUAAAUAUGAUGGAGCUGGUUAUAGAAGUUUUGUCAGAUAUUAUGCCAUGAAUGGGUGAAUUUCCUUAUAUUGGUCCAAUUUCAGACCUUGCUAUGUGAUCAGUGAAAAUUUUACUUAUGAAAAAUCAUUAUGUGGAUAUAGUGAGAUACCUUGUCGAUAUAUAGUGCUUUAUUUUAUUCGAAUGUCUCACAUGUUAAUAUAAUUUACGUAACAGCUGACGGUUUCGUAUAUUAGAUGUUAUGAUCUUUAAAAAAUAAUUAAAUACUCGGUGGCAUUCAAGUUGAAUGAGACACCAGUACAUCUAUUUGUAUCUCUUCUUUUGCUAGUGGUUCGAACUUCUGAGCCUAAUCUCAUUCAAAGUCUCCAUCCCCUUUCAUCACUAGAGCUUUUUAGUACUACAUCCGAUAUAUAUAUAUAUAUUAUACACACCAAA